AUGGUUUCCAGGCAGUGCGUGGCUUUGUUUCUCUGCUUUCUGCUACUGAUUCCUCUUUCUCUGGAUGCAGUCUUUCUAAAGCGGGAAGAGGCAAACAGCAUUUUGCAAAGACAAAGACGAGCCAACAGCUUCUUUGAAGAGAUAAAACUGGGGUCACUAGAGCGAGAAUGCAUGGAAGAAAAAUGUUCUUUUGAGGAAGCAAGAGAGAUUUACCACGAUGAUGAAAGAACAAAAGAGUUCUGGCACAUCUAUUCCGACCCUAACCAGUGUGACUCCAACCCCUGUCAGAACGGCGGGAGUUGUGAUGACCAGUUUCAGGAUUACGUUUGCCGCUGUCCUGUUGAAUAUGAGGGCAAAAGCUGUGAGAAAGCCACAGCUAACAAACUGAAAUGCAUUUAUGACAAUGGUGGCUGUGAACAGUACUGCACUGAUGAGCGGUCUGAGAAACGAGUGUGCUUCUGUGCUGAUGAUUAUACCAUAGCGAGUGAUGGUGUGUCCUGCAUUCCCCAAGUGAAAUACCCAUGUGGAAAAAUACCAGUGCUGGCAAAAAAAAAUGCAACUGCACGAGGGAGAAUAGUAGGUGGUUCAACCUGUCCUCCAGGUGAAUGUCCAUGGCAAGCCCUGCUAAUACAAAAUCAGAAAGAGAAGUGUGGUGGUACCCUGCUUUCCCCAGAGUGGGUGGUCACUGCAGCUCACUGUUUGGAGUACACUCAUCCUAAACAGCUUCGGGUAAGACUGGGUGAAUACUCAACAAAGGUCGAUGAGAAAACUGAGCAAGAAAGUGGAGUUGCCAGGAUAAUCAGUCAUGAAGGAUACACGAAUGGACAAAUCAAUAAUGAUAUUGCUCUCCUACGCCUGGAAACACCUGUAAAUCUCACUGACUAUGUGGUGCCAAUAUGUUUGCCUGAAAAAUGGUUUGCGGUGUAUGAACUGUCCUCCAUCAAGUUCUCCACAGUGAGUGGAUGGGGACGCCUACUAGAUGGUGGUGCCACCUCGUCUGUUUUGAUGAGAGUUGAUUUGCCACGUGUAAAGACACAAGAAUGUGAAAAGGAGACCAAUUUAAAUAUUACAGAGAAUAUGUUCUGUGCAGGAGACCUGACCGGUGCUAAAGACUCCUGCAAGGGAGACAGUGGUGGACCUCACGCUACAAAGUACAAGGAUACUUGGUUUCUGACCGGAAUUGUUAGCUGGGGAAAGGGCUGUGCUGUUGAAGGCAGCUAUGGGGUUUACACAAGAGUAUCCAGAUACAUCGACUGGUUAAAGAAGCACAUGGAUUAA
Molecule: messenger RNA, 1278 nt
Organism: Nestor notabilis (Kea)
Lineage: Eukaryota; Metazoa; Chordata; Aves; Psittaciformes; Psittacidae
Gene: F7
Product: coagulation factor VII (serum prothrombin conversion accelerator)
Exons: 8
Coding region: 1-1278 (425 amino acids)
Biological process (GO): blood coagulation; proteolysis
Cellular component (GO): extracellular region
Molecular function (GO): calcium ion binding; serine-type endopeptidase activity
Source: RefSeq, a predicted model, not a curated record